GUGUGAGUCCUUCUCAUUGGCCCUCCUACUGUUUUUCAAAGAUAGCUUCUUAUCUCAUCCAAGCAGAAGGAUUUCCUUCAUAGUUGAGCACUCAUCACACGGCUGUUGUGUAAAUAACAUUCAUUAGAGGUGAAUACGCCACAGCUCAAUGUAACACUGGACCAUAACGAUAAAGAUAUGAGGAUAAUUCAAGGAUGCUCACAGGGAUCAUGAGUGACUUUGCUGGUAAUUUCACUCUAAAAGGAUGCUCUCUGGUCCAGGACUAGCCCUCCUCCCGCUCUGGGCCACAAUCACGACACCCUCUCUUGGUCAGGCCUGUCUGUGCACGAGUCUCCGGACUGCUGGUCUGCGAGUCAACUGCACCUCUCGUGACCUCAUGGCGUUGCCUCCUCUGCCGCCAGACACCACAGAACUCCUCGUGCAGGACAGCGGCCUCACCACCAUCCCCUCGGGCCUGUUCGACGGACUGGCGGGCCUCCAAAGCGUCUCCCUCUCUGGCAACCCUUUCCAUUGUGACUGCGGCAUUGAGUACUUGAGGAACUGGCUGCUAAGGAACAGGGCUGCGGUCUCGCAGGAGCCCACCUGCUCCAGUCCCACGUCUGUGGCUCAGAAAGCUAUCAGUGAACUCACCGAUGACUACUUUACCCAGUGCGCCCUGAGGGGCUGCUAUAGUACCACUUAUGUCAUCAUGAUGGGAGUGUUGCUCUGCUGCCUCAUGGUUUUACUUGUGUGGAGCCUGAGACUUGCCAAAAACUGCACCUUCACGCUGAACAUUGAGGAAGAUCACUCAGUGCCCCAUGUCGACUCUUUACAUCCACUGAGAGCGAGACACACGAGGAGGCUGUCUGUCAGUGCAGGUCGUCAUCUUCUCAAGGAGGAACUGGAAAGGUUUCCUGUCAACAUGGAACUGCUCCCGCAAGUGUUGGACGUGCUGCACAAGAAACACAACAUCAAAAUAAAAGCUAUCUGAGGCACCUAUUGGAGCUCAUUGGAUGAAAACACUACACAAAUGCAAUGUAUUUAUUAUCCAAGGUUCACUUUGAUGCAACAAAACUUAUUUUGGCAAUAAAUGCAACGUAAAAGGACCAUCCUAAUGUGAUCUCAAUGAUCAUUUUUAA
This is a messenger RNA of Dunckerocampus dactyliophorus (ringed pipefish), 1118 nucleotides long. It is a transcript of the gene gp9, whose product is annotated as glycoprotein IX (platelet). The record is from RefSeq and is a predicted model, not a curated record. The transcript has 2 exons. The coding region runs from base 245 to 970 and encodes 241 amino acids. Lineage: Eukaryota; Metazoa; Chordata; Actinopteri; Syngnathiformes; Syngnathidae.